AUGGAGGCAUCGCCCAUUACUCUCACACUCAACCCCCCCGCCUUCUCCCUUCCGUUUCCUCACUACAAUUCAGCUAUCCUUCUCAUCUAUCUUCUGACCACCACUCCUCUCCCUCACUUUCACAAACCUCACCACCGCGCAUCUCCUCCCGACUACACACCCCUCUCUCCUCCCCACUACCUCCGUACCCCACGGCUUCAGAACUUCGGGAUCCCCAUUCUCUCACUCCGGUCGACCGUCCACUGGAAAUUCAACACCCACUCACACCUCCAAACCUCUCCUCCCACCGACCCCUCUACCUAUCCACACCGCAUCAUCCGGAGACACUCCACCUCGCCCUCACACUAA
Molecule: messenger RNA, 348 nt
Organism: Knipowitschia caucasica
Lineage: Eukaryota; Metazoa; Chordata; Actinopteri; Gobiiformes; Gobiidae
Source: the annotation of a GenBank genome assembly